Platichthys flesus (European flounder) is the source of this 3886-nucleotide messenger RNA. It is a transcript of the gene ccsapa, whose product is annotated as centriole, cilia and spindle-associated protein a. NCBI's taxonomy places the organism in Eukaryota, Metazoa, Chordata, Actinopteri, Pleuronectiformes, Pleuronectidae. Gene Ontology annotation, cellular component: cytoskeleton; spindle; ciliary basal body. Gene Ontology annotation, biological process: regulation of mitotic spindle assembly. The transcript has 4 exons. Gene Ontology annotation, molecular function: microtubule binding. The record is from RefSeq and is a predicted model, not a curated record. Bases 128 to 1108 code for a protein of 326 amino acids.
CGGUGCUCGUCAGUCGCAGGACCGGAGCGAUGCUCGUCGUGUGACCACGGACCUGCACCCUCAGACCGGACCCCCUCUGGAACCAGGUCCGGUGACUCAAACCAGUGACUCAAACCAGUGGAGAGCCAUGGUGACCAAGAAGAUCCGGACGGAGUACAUGAAGAAGUUCAAGGACCCCCGCUGGGAGACGUUCUCCAAAUGCUACGAGGACGCCCUGAAGUACCGGCUGACCCGGCGGGUGAUGGAGCAUUCCCACAAGCCCUGGUUCUGGGAGGGCUGGGAAGGCGGCUCCGAGUCCAGCGGCCGGUCCACACCCCGGCUGACCAGGAACAAAGUGUCCCCCCUGUCCCCCCUGUCCCUGCCGCCAGCGCCGGCGUCCUCGGACCUGAAGCAGAGGCUGAGCGAGCUGAAGACGGGACCGGGCCCGGAGCCCCCCCACCAGGAGGCGGGAGCUGGGGGGGCCGGAGACGCUGCUCCCAGCACGGCGGCGCUGGUAGAAAACGACGUGAAUGAAGCCGGCGGCGGUUCAGUGAAGCCGGUUCUGAAGACCAGCCCCCCCUCAGAGGACACCGGGACAGACGCCGGCCCGGCGGACACGGCCUCUUCUGACGGGGAGCCGGUGAACCCGCCACCGAAACGCCGGCACCGCAGACACGCCCCCCACACGGACCCGGGACGCCAGGACAGCUCCAGUGACGACAAACAGGCCGAGGUCCGAAAAGCACCGAGAGCAAAGAGCCAGCCUCCGGUCAGCACCAAGGAGAACCGGAGAGCGUCCAGCCGCCUGGACCGGGCCGAGGAGAACCGGAGAGCGUCCAGCCGCCUGGACCGGGCCGAGGAGAACCAGAGAGCGUCCAGCCUCCUGGACCGGACCGAGGAGAACCGGAGAGCGUCCAGCCGCCUGGACCGGGCCGAGACCCGGCCGGAGGUCAGGACCACGGCCAAUGACAGUCAGAGCCGCCGGGAGUCGGACAAGCGGAGCAGCAACGUGGAGCGGCGGCGGGCGCGCUCGGCCGACCUGGACAAGGUGAGGCGGGCGCAGCUCACCGUGGUGGACGACCGCUGGAUGACGGAGUACAUGAGCUGCUUCUCUGCCCGGCGGAGGUAGAGCCAGGCUCCGCCCCCUGGCAGAGCGCCACCACCGGACACACAGACCCGUGUGUGAGUGUGUGUUACUGCCUGUCGCACUAAAACGCUGCUUUUCAUAACAACACACACAUAAAGUCAAGACGUAAUGUAGAAUUCAGCGUUUCAGAGGAACCUCCUUUACCCAGAAGCCUUAGCAGCGGCUCCCUCAGAGCAGGUUGUGGGUUUGAAUCCCGGGACAUGAUCCCUCGUCUUCGCUCUCGACCUCAUCUCCUCCAGCGUGAGGAGGUCACGACUUCAGGAGCGUGAAGAUGAAUCGCUGCUGUCGAGGAAAAAGAAAAACCUGUUUCUCUCAUGAGAUAGAAAAUCAUUGCUUAUUUAUUUUUAACUCCUAAUAACACACAGGACGUUCUUUCAUAUCAAUCUGCUGACAAAUCUUUAUCAGAUCUUCUUUCAGUGUCGGCCUCUCGUAAACUGUGUAUUUUACGUUCUGAGCGUGAGACACUGAACUUCACUCCCACUCAGUGUUUUUCAUUUCUCUGUGGCAGCUCUGUGUUUAAAAACAACCUGAAUAUUUUUGAUAUCUUGAAUAUUUUGGAAGUGAGACGUUUACAUAAAGGAGAAGAAACUUUCCGCUGGAUGGUUGAACAGACAACUAGAAACAAAGUCUCUCCAGCGAAAUGAGUAUUUGAGGUAUUUUCAGAGUAAAACUUAUAUUUAAGACGUGUUCGCUUUGUACUCGUCUCAGCUGAUCAAUGACAUGCACGUCGUUAGGAUCAGUGGACUGUUGAUGACCCUGCGAUGCUAACGUGGUGCUUCUCUCUUCACAGCAGCGCCAAACACAUUUUAUUUAUUAUGCAAAAUUGAAUGUUAUUGAAUUUAAAAGCUGAAUUUAUCUUGUUUAAGACAAAUUCAGAAAUGUGUUUUCAGGGUUUUCUGCAGAAUCCAACGUAGAGGAGAAAGAUGAGUAGAAGUUUGUUUCAGUAUCAGACGCUCGUGGUUCAUCUUCCUCUCCUGUCGUCUUCUGACAGAACGUUCUGAUUGGUCGGGAUCAACUUGAUUCUUCACCUCAGCAAUUUAUCUAUUAAAAAUAAAACUCUAAUGUUUGUGUAGAAACAUGAGGAUCUGAAAUAAGUUUUCUGAAAAGAGCCACAUGUGAUUAAUUUGCAACAGAUGAGGUAAAAACAUUGACAUUGUUCAAGUGGCACAUUUAAAAUUAAUUAAUUUGUUUGAUUUCUAUUUAAAAAAAAUCUCUUUUGUCCAAAGAUAAUCUGUUUACUUUGUGUUUCAAGGAAAAUAAAUCAAAUUCUCCGAUUUGAGACGUUAAAUACUGCAAAUAUUUUACGUUACCUACAGAUACUUAAAGAAUCUACAGAUACUUUCAGUAGCUCGAAAAGAUUAAAGACUGAAGAUCAAAUAUUUAAAAACUCAUUUGAAACAGAUAGUGAAUGAAUAUUCUAUUGGUUGUAGUUCUUAAUAGAAAAUAGAAUGUAUCGUGAAUUCUGCGAUGUUUACGUCUUCACGCUGUUAAACCCGAUAAUGGAGGAAAAAGCGUGAAAGUAUAAACGUUAAUAGAUUUUAUCACCGUGUCACCUCCUUGUAUUUUCAGCAGCCGUGACGUUGAGUUUUUAAACUUAAAUCCAAAUCGACUGCGAAUGAAAAGUGAAAAGUUUGUUUGUUUUGUGUCGUAGUGAAAAAACGAGUUUUCAGUUUGUCGGUGUAGCUGAGAGUCGUAAACACGUGGUGACUCAAACCGAGGGCUGGUGACAACUUCCUGUUUUUAACACGUACGUUUGUUAUGAGCUCACUUUUCAGAUGAAUGGAUAUAAAGUCACUGAAUGUUUAAUUUGAACUCGAGCUGCCGAAACCUCUUCACGCUGGAAAAUGUUGAGACCACAGACGUUGAAUAAAGAAGGACGAUAAGUCUCCACCUUGUCCCACUCAGCCAAUCAGGAGCCUGAUACCAUAACCAACUAACUUAUCAGAACCUGGCGGAUCGGAAACACUCAAACAAACGUCGGUGAGAUAAGAACGACCUGAGUUGACAUUUAUUUAACUUCCACUUUGAUUUAUUAUUUAAAGUUUGGUCCGUGUCCCAUCUGCUGACCUGGAGGAGGCCGGGUCUACGGGCUAUAAAGCAGCCCACCACCAGGGGGCGACUAAGAUGAUUUGGCUUCACUUUGGAGGAGCAGUCAUGUCGUCCAUCUUUAUUUACCGUCUGUAGCUGAAGUCCGACAUGCUGAGAAAGUUCCAUGCCCCCCCCCCCCCCCCCCCCCCGGUUUAUUGAACACGAGUAUUAUUGGAUGUUUGGUUGAGUUGAAGUCUGAUGCUCGAGUGUAAGACGUCUUGAAAUGGGACGACCUCGCCCCCCCGCUGUGAAGCCUUGCGACACAACUCGGUUAAUCUUAUCACUUUUAAGGUUUUAUUUAAAGUUUUAUUUAUUUAUUUUUAAAGUUUCUAUUUGAAGAAACCGUUUGUCGGGUGGAAACGAGCUGUUGCUGCAGAUUUAAUUCUGUUCUCAUGUGUUUGCAGAUUCGUGGAGUUGUGUUGUAAAGUGAAAACAAUCAGACAAUCACAGGAAACUGUUUGAAGUGUUGUUGAAAAGUAAAAUCUAAUCAAAGACUAAAAAGAAGCUGUUGUGUAUGAAGUGUUUGUGUUGGACAGUGUUCGCUCGAUGUUUCUCGACUAAACCUAAAUAUAUUUAAUAUUUUACAAUGUUUACAUUUUGUCACUGUAUUUGUAUUUGAAAACAUGCACAAUAAUAUAUUUUCCUUCACUUUAAGACGUUGCUGUGGAGAAA